GACAGCUUUCCUGCCCGUUUUGGAGGAGUCCAUUUUGUCAACCAGCCCUGGUACAUCCAUGCCCUGUACACGCUAAUCAAACCGUUCCUCAAAGACAAAACAAGGAAAAGGAUCUUUCUUCAUGGUAACAACCUGAACAGCCUUCACCAGCUAAUACACCCUGAAUGCCUGCCCUCUGAAUUUGGGGGGACUCUUCCUCCGUACGACAUGGGGACGUGGGCUCGAACGUUACUCGGUCCCGACUACAGCGAUGAAAACGAGUACACCCACACCUCCUACAAUGCCAUGCACGUGAAGCAUGCGUCCUCCAACCUGGAGCGGGAGGCCUCCCCCAAACCCAUGAAAAGGUCCCAGUCUGUGGUGGAAGCUGGCACGCUGAAACACGAGGAUCAGGGGGAAAACGAGAACACCCAACCGCUGCUGGCUCUGGACUGAGCCCCCACACACCCAUUAUCCACCUGGAUACAUUAACAGACUUCCACCAUACCAGAAACCCACAGACCACAUGACACACACAAACACACGCACGCGUGCGCGUUUUGCUUGAGAACAACUCCGUUAUCUUUCCUGAGCAAGUAACAACUGUCACCAGCCAUCUGUCCGUGCGGCCAACGCUGAGCAAAACUUCAGACAUUUCUAUUGACACAGGAGCCAGUCCAUAUACAAAGAAGUUUAUUAUUUUUUUUUUCUUUUUUGACUUACAACAUUAAAACAUUGAAAUGAUGGAACUGCAUUCUCUGUUUAAAGAAACCAGGGUGUGUCAGUAGAAGUUUUCCUGA
Molecule: messenger RNA, 779 nt
Organism: Tauraco erythrolophus (red-crested turaco)
Lineage: Eukaryota; Metazoa; Chordata; Aves; Musophagiformes; Musophagidae
Source: RefSeq, a predicted model, not a curated record